AAUCCAGCCGUUAUCUCCCUGAACUGUGGAGCGAGUGACGGUAAAUCCAUUUUCCUCAGUGUGGUGAGUCAGUGUCCUCUGUAGCAGUGGCAGUAACUCUCAGGUCCCAGACUUUCAAAUCCAAUUCAUAAACCAUGGCCAAGGACAUGACUCUGCUGUGGGGCACCGGCUCUCCCCCCUGCUGGAGGGUGAUGAUCGCUCUGGAGGAGAAGAACCUGCAGGGCUACAACCAGAAACUACUCUCCUUUGACAAAAUGGAGCACAAGUCCCAACAAGUGUUAGAUCUAAACCCAAGGGGACAGGUAGGAAGUAGCCUUAAUCAUCAUUUAACUGUUGAAUAUUAGUUAAACAGGCCCCCUGGAAACAACAUAAAGACGCGUGCAUAUCAAUUGUAAAGCUUUUAGCAGCUGCUCGUGCAACCUGCAACCCCACUUCACCAGAUCCCAUUUAAAACUCGAUCUAUAUCGACUUUAGCAGCUUCUUGAUAUGGUUGUUCACCUGCUGGGACAUGUAUGAGCACUGAAGACGCAUAACCUGAGUAUAUCCUCCAAUUCGGCGUAUUUAAUAUUCACCAAGCUGCUUUUUAACAAACUCAUAAUAAUUAUAAUAACUUAAUGAACUUGCAAAUGUUCAGUAGAGGGCGACUAUGACCAAACAAAUGAGAGUAGGUUCACUACUGUCAUGCAGAGCUGAGCCUUCAAGUGUCCUUAAAAGACCUUAUUAUGUCAUUGUGAGCAAUUAAUCGACACGAUAAGACAAAAUUGAUCGAAUUUUAAGGGCGACCAAAAAAUUGUGUGAACUACAAAGCUUGAAUAGCCAAAGUUCAUUCACUAUAAAACCUUCAUUUGUACACAAGAGUAAGCCAAAAUCACCACUGCUGAGUUCCAUACACAAUCAUUAAGUUCCAAGUGAGUACCAACCGGUAUUUCAAUGUUAAAAAAUAAUUUAAAUGGGGUAAAAUCAAUGGCUAUGUAUUGACUUUUAGCACAACUAUUGUCUUGAAGAGCAAAAUAUAGUAAAGUCAAGUAGUAAGAUAUGUGAAAAUAGCUUCAGAGCAGAUGGAGAAUUUGUGUUAGUGUUGAUUUUGGCGCCACCUGCUGGUAAAGAUUUAUAUUGGCUUUUGUCCUUAACAUUGAAAGGUGGUGUUUUAUAAAAAUAAAUACCACCCUUCUGUCUUUCCCAAGUUGGAUGUGUCACUUUUUUGAAUAUUUACAGUUAAUGUCACUUUUGUUGCUGGUUGUUUUAUCUACUUUUGUAGGUUAUUAUGGGGCAUCAUCUCAAUGACAACCUGUUAAAAAGUCCCCACAAUUGAUUUAAAGGAGUGGUUAUCAGUGGAAAACAUUAUUGAUAUCUUUAGGUUGGAUAAAUAAGCUGGGAUCCUUAGAAAAAAUACUUAAAAGACAUGCUUUAUCAUAGACAUCAGGUCAAAUAAAAUGAAUGGAUGCAUAGAAGAAAUGUUAUUGCGAGCCAGUUUUUGUUUACUAUGAAACCAUGUGUGAUACAGCUCAACAGUUCCUCUUAAUUGGCUCCCAGUAGCAUUAAAACACGACAUAUGCUGAUAAUGCUGAAAGCCAGUUACACCUUCACCAGCUUGCCCUGCUCACAUAUAAUCAAACCUGUUAAAUUUUUCAGCUUCCCACCUUCAAACAUGGGGAUACUGUUGUGAACGAAUCCUAUGCAGCCUGCUUUUACCUUGAGGUGAGUGAGCCGGUCCACAAACUUAAAAACUUCUAUUCAACAAGCAUCUUUACAGGAACUACAUAAUGAUUCUUCCUCCCAUAAAUGUUUUUGAAUUUUCUCCUCAUAUGACAGAGUCAGUUCAAGUCCCAGGGAAACAAACUUAUCCCAGAUGGACAGAAAGAGCAAGCACUUAUGUACCAACGCAUGUUUGAGGGUCUCACCUUCUACGAAAAACUCAGUAAGACAAGACAGAGUCUUUUCUCUAAACAAAACCUCAGUGUCACUCAGUGUUGUCUUUGAAUAAUAAAUCUCUAUGUUUGAAAAUACUACACUUAAGGGCAUGAUCGUAAACCCUGUGUUUGUUCUCGCCUCAUCAUAUUGACCUACCUUUUGUGUGUUCCUUAGCUGCAGUCAUCUACUAUGAGUGGUUCGUCCCUGAGGAAGAGAGGCAUGACUCAGCUCUUAAGAGAAACAAGGAGGCUCUAACCGCUGAACUCAAGCUUUGGGAGAGUUACCUGGAGAAGGUAGAGUUUGUGCUGAAGAACAAACACAAAGCUUCUCGUUCGCAUCAUCUAAAAAUAUGGAGCACAGAGUUCCUAGACCACGAUUAUGACACCUUCAGUUUGGCAUUAAUAGUUGCCUUAGCAAGAAGUCCCUUUGUGCAGAGAGAGAGAAGGUUUUGGAAGUUUUGGUAGAGGCUGACAGUAUUUUUUUACAAGUAACACAAACAAAGUAGUUUUGCAAUAAUCAGUCUCUUCAGCAAAUAAGUUAUGUUAUGUUAAAUAUUCAUCACAAUAAAGCCGUGAGCUACACAGUAAGUCAUAUUAUAUGCCAAAUGCUUCCUUGAGUCCCAUAAAUAUGAAGACCUCUAGGAGGACAAUUUUAGUGAUUGAGUUAGUCAAAGUGAUGGCAGACAGUUUGAAGUACCUGUCUGUCACUAAAAGUAAUAACCCUCUGACUUGUAAAUAGAAAUGUAAGCUACAGAGACAUAAACUGUGUAGUGUCUGCACUUCUAAAUGGGUCCCAGUGAAGAUUCUCUCACUCAUAGAGUCCUUUUCAGAUGAAAACUCUUUGACCUGCUGUUUUUUGUUCAACACAUUUGCUUCAUUUACUGCUUGAUCAGAGCAUUGAUUAUCUCUCUUCUUCUGUAUUUGUCACCUCUCUCUCCAGCUGGGUCCUAAUACCUACCUGGCAGGACCAGCCUUCACUCUGGCAGAUGUGACUGUUUUUCCAACAAUUGGCACCAUCUUCAGAUAUGGGUAAGCAAAAGAAAGCUUAAUCGUUCCCUGUAAGACAUUAGGUACGUGACCAUGUUCUUCUUCACGUGUCCUCCUUUCUUCUGUCCUGUAUAGGCUGUCUGCGGAGCGUUACCCCAAUCUGGGAGCGUACCACGCUCUGAUGAAGGAACGGCCCAGCGUCAAAGCCAGCUGGCCUCCUCACUGGCUGGAGAACCCUAAGGGAGACGACUCACUCAAAGACCUCUGAUAAUCUGAGCACUUCACCGUCACAUUAGCCUGCAGCGAUUUAUGUUUCCAUAAAAAUAUUUUGGCUUGAUAUGAUUUCCUUUGACAGUUUGCAAAAUGUGAUAAAACCCUCUUAUUCUUUGACUCUAAAAAGGGAAGAAUAUGUUGAGAGUGUUCGUGUUAUUGUUAAAUAUCAGUGUUCUUAAAAACAGAGUUAAACUCAGAUUUCUGAUUCCCUCCAGUGAAUACACUCGUCCACUGACAGAUAUGCAGAGCGCAGUGUUUGCAGUAUUCAGGCUGCAGGCAUCAAGACACCUUGUGACACUGUUUACAUGGCAACUUUCGCUACUAAUAACUGGCCUGUAUAAGUGACACCAGUCUGUGUUGACUAAUACAUGCACUAACUACCAAAACACUGCUUUUAGCAUUUGUGAAGGUUUCAUUUGAAGUCAAUCAUUUAAGUUAGAAAGACUGUUAACGGACCCCGUAAUGUAACCUGAAGCUUGCACUAUGUAGGAAGUUUAACAUACUCUGGUGCUUUUAUGAGAGGUGAUCUCUUAUCUCAAACCUAACCUGCUCUGGAGCCGGUUAGGUGUGCAGCGUGGUGAUUUACCCUGAUAUGAAGUUCCACCUUUGUUGACCUUAAAACCAGACUAACCUUAAGAUUCCCUCUCUGACUGUUAAUCCGUCUCUGUAUAUUGUAGGCUAACGCCAAUAUAUGCCAAUAUUAAAACACAGUAAAAUGCAGGCUGUGUAAAAGGUUUAGUGGUAGGUAGGUCAGGUAAGAAGUCCUCACUGUUUAUUGUUUAAACACCGAUAUUGUGAUCAAGCCUUGGAAAGCAUUGUCAAAUAAAAAAGGUGGGCGGUUUCUUGAGGACGUGA
This is a messenger RNA of Xyrichtys novacula (pearly razorfish), 4025 nucleotides long. The record is from the annotation of a GenBank genome assembly. Lineage: Eukaryota; Metazoa; Chordata; Actinopteri; Labriformes; Labridae.